AUGCAACCAGGUGUCUUCCAGCCUGUUGCACAGUUGGGUGGUAAAUCACCUCUGGUGGAUCAGUUGACCUUAUGCGAACUGAAACUAAAAACGUGGUACAAUUUCAACCUACAGCUCAUGGACUCCCUUUCGAAUACAUCCUUUUUGCUUGUGCUUAUACACCACCAUCAUAAACUGCUUGAGGUUCUUGAGGAAUUGUUCAAUACCAGGCGACUUGUAAACUUCACGGUCGGAUCGGUCUCUAGCAGUUGUUUCAGAAACUCUGUGCUCUCUAAUUUGAGAGUAUCGGUGUCCGAGACCCUGGUAUCGAUAAGCAGCACCUAUACCGAUAUUUUCAAGCACGCCCAUUUUCUCGACAUUGAGAAUUUCAAAUGCAUUUAUUCGAAGAUUAACAAGGAAACAUUUAAAACAUCAACAAACAACGAGGACCAGUUGGUGCACAUUAAUUUUGAGAUAUUAGCCAGCUCCAAAAGUUUUCUUCUGUUCAAGAAACUAAAUGGAGUUUUUGAUUCGGAGAUCCUUCGAAACGAAGAGUUGGUUCUGCUGAAAAGUAGAAUUGAUAAAUCGAAACCGAAGUACCAAUACUUAUUGGAAACCGAAGACGACGCUAAAGUGUUGAAAUCACGAAAUUUCCGUGACUUUCAUUACCGUCGCUUGACAGAACUUCGACUUUUAAACAAAAGAAUUUUCUCUUGA
Messenger RNA from Ogataea parapolymorpha DL-1, 696 nucleotides. RefSeq lists its product as uncharacterized. The transcript has a single exon. The record is from RefSeq and is a predicted model, not a curated record. NCBI's taxonomy places the organism in Eukaryota, Fungi, Ascomycota, Pichiomycetes, Pichiales, Pichiaceae. Bases 1 to 696 code for a protein of 231 amino acids.